CAUUCGCGCGCACAGACCGACACACACACACACACACACACACAGGCUCGCACCAGGAUGGCGAAAGAGACACGGGAGAAAGAUGCACCCCGAAAAUUUAGCGCGUCCCACUGGAGGCUGCAGAACAUCGUCCAGGAGACCAUGGACAGCUCGGACGAGGAGUUCUUCGAUGCAAGAGAUGUUCUGGAGGGGAAGACCUCCAUCCUGCUGGAGAUGAGCCAGUGGAACUCGAACGAUCUGGUGGAGCAAAUCGAGACCCUGGGCCACCUGGAGCGCUCAAGAGAAAGUCUGUACAGACUCAGGCACCCUCGUUGUGCACCACAGAGCAGCGUAGAUGGUCUGGAGGACAUGGAGAGGAAAUGCAGGACGCAGCUGCUGAUCCUGGUUGUUCACGGAGGCCACAUUCUAGACUCCGGAGGCGGCGAUCCGGGCGGGAAGGCAGGAGACGCUGCGACGCUAGCGUCAGUGUUGGAGCGCGUAGCACGUGCGCACUUUCAGGAAGCGGCUGACAGCAUGCUGGUGCGCUUGGUGCCCUGCCCUGCUGUGUGUGCCGAAGCCUUCGCGCUCGUCUCUCAUCUGAAUCCUUACAGCUAUGACGAGAGCUGCGUUUGCACUAGUGUGGAUCACCUGCCGUUGGCCGCUCUGCCCAUCCUGGCCAUCGCCGGUCCUCAGUACCAGGAGGCUGUGGCAGCGGUGAUCUCUCAAGCCAACCAGGUGUAUCAUGACUUCCUCCAGUCGGCUGAGGGUCUGGGCUUCACCGGGCAGGUGUGUUUGGUGGCUGACUGUGUUGGUGGAGUGCUUUGUUUUGAUGCGCUGUGUUUCAGUGGUGACAAGCGGCACGGCACUCCCGACACAAACGCUACGAACUACAGCACUGAGAGCCUGAAGGAGAAGUCGGGCGUGAUGAGUAGUCUGAGUCCCACUCUGAGGAGCAGCAAGCGCCUGAGUAAGAGUAACAUCGACGUUUCUGCGCUGUGCGAGUCAGCACCGACUCUCGGCCGUCCACUCAUCCGCAAGCAGAGCGACUCGUGUGACACAGACAUGGAUGGAAGUCCCAGGGAGGUGUUUUUCAGCAGUCUGUCUCAGGAUGAGCAGAUGAACUCUGCACAGGCUCAGUUCCCAGGCUGCUUUGACUUUGAGGUUUCAGACUGCUUUCUCCUCGGAUGCCCGCUCGGCCUGGUGCUGGCCAUGCGGAGAACCGUGCUGCCGGCUGUUCAGAUUACCCAAUUGCGUCCAGCCUGUUUGCAGAUCUUCAAUCUGUUCUACCCGUCUGACCCGUCUGCUUCACGUCUGGAGCCCCUGCUGUACCCGCCUCUCACCCAGCUGCCCCCUUUUACCGUGCCACGCUACCAACGCUACCCGCUGGGCGAUGGGCGCUCCACUCUCAUCGCUGACACUGCGGUUAAACAGGCAUCAGAAGGAAGCGCUGAAAUAGUUCAGUCUGCAUGCUGCAAGACACAAAGCGAUGGAACGUCUACCAACACCGGCGCCAAGGAGAGUCAGGGAGACCAGACCAUCUCACAACUGUGUAGCAGGUGGUGGGGUGGAAAGCGGCUAGACUACGUGCUCUACUGCCCCGAUGUGCUCACGGCGUUCCCCACUGUGGCGCUGCCACAUCUGUUCCACGCGUCAUACUGGGAGUCUACAGACGCCGUGGCCUUCAUCCUCAGACAGGUGCUGCGCUGUGACUGUCUGAAGGCCGGUGAAGCAGACUGCUGUGACUCGGUUCCGAUCUCUCCAUCCAGCCCUCGAGAGAAGUGGCUCCGCCGAAGAACACACGUCAAGCUGCGGAACGUGACGGCUAACCACAGGGUGCAUGAUGUGAUCGCGACGGAAGACGGGCCUCAGACGCUGGUGGGGAGGUUCAUGUACGGUCCUCUGGACAUGGUGACGCUCGCAGGAGAGAAGGUGGACGUGUUUUUGGCGACUCAGCCUGGAUCGGGACGCUGGGUGCUGUUCGACACCGAGGUCACCUCCAGCAGCGGUCGCGUCACCUACACCAUACCUGAAAACAAGAGACUCUCCGUCGGUGUUUACCCCGUCAGAAUGGUGGUCAAAGGCGACCAGACGAGUGCGGAGGCGUUCCUCACUGUGCUGCCGCGCAAAAUGGAGUGCGUGGUGUUCAGUAUCGAUGGCUCCUUCGCUGCCAGUGUCUCACUCAUGGGUAGUGACCCUAAAGUCCGUCCCGGCGCUGUAGAUGUUGUUCGGCACUGGCAGGACCUGGGAUACCUGAUCAUCUACAUCACCGGUCGACCCGACAUGCAGAAGCAGAGGGUGGUGUCAUGGCUCUCGCAGCACAACUUCCCGCAGGGCAUGGUGUUCUUCUCGGAAGGCCUCGUCCACGACCCCCUGCGCCAGAAAACCCUUUUCCUCAGAAGCCUCAUCAAGGAGUGUCACAUUAAGAUCAGUGCAGCCUACGGCUCUAUGAAGGACAUGUCCGUGUACAGCGCUCUGGGCCUGGAGGCCUCGCAGAUCUACAUCGUCGGAAGGCCGUCCAAGAAACACCAGCACCAGUGCCAGUUCCUGAGUGAGGGUUACGCUGCUCACCUGUCCGCUCUGGAGUUCGAGCACGGCUCACGUCCCAAGAAGAACCGCAUGGUCCUGCGUCAGGGCUCGUUCGGACUCUCGUCCAAGCCUGACUUCCUGUCUCCGUCGCCGGAUUUCUUGACGUGUAAGCGCACGCCGCUGCUGCGCCGAGCUAUGUCCAUGCAGCAGGCGUCUCCACCCUCUUCCUCGUCGUCCACGCCCAAACCAGAGCGCGCCCAGAGCCAGCCCGAGAGCCACCGGGACGGGCCGGAGAUCCGCAUCGAACUGGACGAUCAGGACACGGAAACAGGAGGCUUUACAGCUGUACCAUGAGGAAAUACGAUCACAUGGUGGGAUUGGGGGAAAAGUGGCACUGAGUAGGACGAAAAAAGUUUUUAUUUUAUUAUUAAUAUUAUAUAUAAAUUCAUCCCCUUUUAUCCAACUCAUGACGUUGAGAAUUUUGUCCCCUGUAAAACGUCAUUAGCUUCCGUGCCUACAGGGAUGCCACACGCGCCAGAUAGAAUCAGCUCAUGUGUUUCACAGAGACCCCGCGAAAGCCUCUGUUAGGCUUGAACUCUUCCCUGCGCUGAUGUUUUGAAGCAGCGGUGCUCAGUGCAGAGCAGCAGGCCAGCAUUUAUUGCCGCCGACAAGCUGAGAGACUCGUUUACUUUCGCGAGCUCCCGUUUUUUCUCUUUCUCU
Clarias gariepinus (North African catfish) is the source of this 3225-nucleotide messenger RNA. RefSeq names its product PITP-less RdgB-like protein (gene plrdgb). The transcript has 19 exons. The coding region runs from base 58 to 2859 and encodes 933 amino acids. The record is from RefSeq and is a predicted model, not a curated record. Gene Ontology annotation, molecular function: phosphatidylinositol transfer activity; phosphatidylcholine binding; metal ion binding. Gene Ontology annotation, biological process: phospholipid transport. Lineage: Eukaryota; Metazoa; Chordata; Actinopteri; Siluriformes; Clariidae. Gene Ontology annotation, cellular component: cytoplasm.